AUGUAGGCCGCUACGGUCAGGAGGGGAAGUCUAUAUAAACCCUGACAAUUGUUAUUUCAAGGUUAGCACAAACUGGAUCCUUGUAUCUUGGUUUUACAAUUGAAAGGGAUUAUAUUCGCAUAGGAACACAAGUCAAUAAUCAUGUCUCACAGCUGGGGAUAUGGACCAUCUGAUGGACCUGACAAGUGGUGUGAUGGCUUUCCUGUUGCUAAUGGACCCAGGCAGUCUCCUAUUGAUAUCAUUCCUGGUCAAACCUCCUACGAUUCUACCUUGAAGCCCCUCAAACUGAACUAUAACCCAUCCAACUCCACAGACAUUCUGAACAAUGGCCAUUCCUUCCAAGUUGGCUUUGUGGAUGAUGUUGACAGUUCAACACUGACCGGAGGCCCCAUCACCGGCAUAUACAGGCUGAAGCAGUUCCACUUCCACUGGGGCGCCAGUGACGACAGGGGCUCUGAGCACACCGUCAAUGGAAUCAAGUUCCCCUGUGAGCUCCAUCUGGUGCACUGGAACACCAAGUACCCUAGCUUUGGCGAGGCCGCUAGUGAACCCGAUGGACUCGCUGUGGUUGGAGUGUUUCUGAAGAUUGGUGCUGCAAACCCCAGACUGCAGAAGGUUCUCGAUGCUCUGGGGGCCAUCAAAUCAAAGGGAAAGCAAACUACAUUUUCCAACUUUGAUGCCAAAACUCUGUUGCCUUGCUCACUGGACUACUGGACAUAUGAUGGCUCCCUGACCACUCCCCCUCUGCUGGAGAGUGUCACCUGGAUCGUCCUGAAGGAACCAAUCAGUGUCAGCCCUACCCAGAUGGGUAAAUUCCGCAGCUUAAUGUUCAGUGGUGAUGGAGAGGCACCUUGCUGCAUGCAGGACAACUACCGGCCCCCUCAGCCUCUCAAGGGACGCAAGGUCCGCCGGUCCUUCAAGUAAACAGCUAUGCAUCACGCCAUCCCCCAUCCCACAAUUGCCGAUCCCCAACCUUUCCCCUAGAUUAUAUAUAUAUUGUGUGCCAUUUUAUAUGCAUUGCUAUCAGAAUCUGCAGAUUGUUAACCCUAUAGACAAUACAAUCAGUAAUCAGAAAACAGAAAGGAAACCUAAACCUAAACCAAUGCAGUUUAAUAACAAGAGCCAGUGUAGAUGAGAUUAUUGCGCCGAUAUGGAUGGACAGCACUUUAUACGCCUGGCCUGCCUGCCCCUCCUGUAAUCCCUGACGAUAAACCUCAGGAUCACCCCAGAUUAACGUCAUUUAGCUGCCUGUCACUGCAAUAACAGACGACUGACUCAGUCAGUCAGCCAGUCAGAGAUAGAGGCCUUUUAUAGUAUAAUACUACUGGGCUUCUACUCUCAAUACGCACAAGGAGAGAUGGAAUCUUGAAUUUACAUGCCUUCCAUUUUUGGAUUGUGUCUCUAAAUCGUCAUCAGUGUUUUUACUUUAGAUUACAGGUCAAUACUGAAAAGAAGAGAUCCAAUUCAAGUGAUUAUUUUUUUAAAGACUCAUAACUUACUACCUACCCCAGUGCAUUAACAUUGUGUCUUAAAAUCAUGAGAGUGAAAGAAGAUGUUGUGUGAGAUGUCAUAUCAUCCAAGUCCAUCCAUUGAAAGAAAUCAUUGACUGAAGGACUAGAGUAAUGUGUGUUUUAUUUUUUUUUAAAUAAAUGUUAUCUUGAAAAAUUAAAUCUUGAAGUAUGUUUUAAAUGUUUUUGGAAAUACCUGGAAUGAUUUUUAAGCCUUGCGUAUAAUUAUUGUAAAAAUGGGAAUGUAAGGUUUGUGUGAUUCGUUCAUGUCAAAUUUGAUGGAUGGGAAUUUGAGCAGUGAAAUAAAUGGCAUACCUGUACCUA
Molecule: messenger RNA, 1832 nt
Organism: Oncorhynchus keta (chum salmon)
Lineage: Eukaryota; Metazoa; Chordata; Actinopteri; Salmoniformes; Salmonidae
Gene: cahz
Product: carbonic anhydrase
Exons: 7
Coding region: 142-924 (260 amino acids)
Biological process (GO): carbon dioxide transport
Cellular component (GO): cytoplasm
Molecular function (GO): zinc ion binding; carbonate dehydratase activity
Source: RefSeq, a predicted model, not a curated record